Coffea eugenioides is the source of this 1391-nucleotide messenger RNA. RefSeq names its product NEP1-interacting protein-like 2. The coding region runs from base 102 to 854 and encodes 250 amino acids. The transcript has 5 exons. The record is from RefSeq and is a predicted model, not a curated record. Lineage: Eukaryota; Viridiplantae; Streptophyta; Magnoliopsida; Gentianales; Rubiaceae.
AUUUUCUUGAUUCUUGAAGCAAGUUUAAAACUUACCACCAAAACAUAAACAAAACAAUUCCUGCAGUCAUCAGAGGAAGUGGACUGUAUAGAUUCUGCAGUAUGGCGUUGGGCCAUGAUGAAACUUGGCCUUCUUCUUCUCAUAGGCAAGCUUGCUUGUCAUCUGGCCAUGCUAGGAGCAGGAGUAGGAGGAAGAAAGACACAGGAUUAAUGAUUGCUUUCUGUUAUUUAGUGAGGUUGAUGGCUACAGCAAUCUUCACUGCUCUCACCAUACUCUUUGCAGUUGCUGGGGCGUUUACUGGAGGUAUCGCUGGGGGAAUUGCUGGUUGGGUUUCAAAUACUGGUAUACUUCGUGGCGUUGCUAUGGUUGCCAUAGCUGGGGCUACUAUCUCUGUGCAGUUCUUGGAUGCUCUUCGUACUUAUUGGUGUUCAGAGUGCCCUGGUUCAAGUAGCUCAUCAUCUAUGGCCAAUUUCUUGCAAGAGCUUUUUGACACUAUAUUUGUUAACCAGCAGAUCGAACAGCUUCCACCAGCGACUCCUAGAAGUCAUCAAUUGCAGCAGGUAAACCGUCCUAAUACAAGCUAUGGUGAGAGUAGAGCUGGUCCUAGUGUAGUUGCAUCAUCAGGCUUGUCUGAAGAUUCACUCAAGAAGCUACCGUGCCUAGUAUUGUUGGAUGAAAUGAAGGCAGAACAAGAGGCAUGCUGCUCUAUAUGUUUGCAGGAUGUUGGUGUUGGGGAUACUGCAAGGACCUUGCCACAAUGCCGGCAUAUGUUCCACUUGGCUUGCGUGGACAAGUGGCUUGUUAUACAUGGGUCAUGUCCAGUAUGCAGGCAGGAUGUAACCAACUACCCUUAAAGUAGCUGGCCACCAAGAGAGCCUUAAGACUCUACUUGGGUGUAGGUCAAGGAAUCGAAUCCCUUGCUUUGCAUUCUAAAAAUUCAAGGCUUCCUGAAAUGUUUCGUCAGCGGAUGCGUAGGCAUCCAUCUGGACCGGUGGUGGCUCAGUCCCCUCCAGGAUCCCCCCAUGAUCCCAUUAGGUCAACCCCCCUCCACAUAGUAUAGAGUAGAAAUAGGUCUAUCGUGUCAAAAAAAAAAAUACAGGCAGGAUGUAUAAAUAUUACUACCCCUACGUAAAGUUGCUAUUUUUGUACAUAAUAAGUUACUCUUCAGGACUGUAUUAUACAUCAGAGUCAUGCCUUUGCUGGAGGGGACCAGCAAAAUUGUUGAAUUAGUCAGCCAUUCAAGCGAAAGCGGUGCCUUCAGUGUCAAACAUUGUAUAGGAAAAUUGUAGUAUUCUUCAGAGAAUUCAGAAUAAGAUUCCACAUAGAUGCAUGGCCAUUAGGAUCUGCUUGUAAUCUUUAAAGACUCAUUUGCGUCCAAAUUUUGUUUCUAU